Molecule: messenger RNA, 2194 nt
Organism: Myxocyprinus asiaticus (Chinese sucker)
Lineage: Eukaryota; Metazoa; Chordata; Actinopteri; Cypriniformes; Catostomidae
Gene: ubb
Product: ubiquitin B
Exons: 2
Coding region: 166-1998 (610 amino acids)
Biological process (GO): protein ubiquitination; modification-dependent protein catabolic process
Cellular component (GO): nucleus; cytoplasm
Molecular function (GO): protein tag activity; ubiquitin protein ligase binding
Source: RefSeq, a predicted model, not a curated record
GGAUUUCAAAUGCGAAUGGAUCUUGUCAUGUGACGUACCAUAAACGUCACGCGCCCUGGGUUUGUAUAAAAACAGUAGCGCUCGCAUUCAUCCGCAUAGUUACACACGAAGAGGAAGAGAUAUAUAUUCAGAAGAAUUUACACAGACAACAAGCUUUCUUAAAAGAUGCAGAUCUUUGUCAAAACUCUCACUGGCAAGACCAUCACCCUUGAGGUUGAGCCAAGUGACACCAUUGAGAAUGUCAAGGCCAAGAUCCAGGACAAAGAAGGCAUUCCCCCUGACCAGCAGAGGUUGAUCUUUGCUGGCAAACAGCUGGAAGAUGGUCGCACUCUGUCCGACUACAACAUCCAGAAAGAGUCCACCCUGCAUCUUGUGCUGCGUCUCAGGGGAGGCAUGCAGAUCUUCGUCAAAACCCUCACAGGCAAGACCAUCACCCUUGAGGUUGAGCCAAGCGACACCAUUGAGAACGUCAAGGCCAAGAUCCAGGACAAAGAAGGCAUUCCCCCUGACCAGCAGAGGUUGAUCUUUGCUGGCAAACAGCUGGAAGAUGGUCGCACUCUGUCCGACUACAACAUCCAGAAAGAGUCCACCCUGCAUCUUGUGCUGCGUCUCAGGGGAGGCAUGCAGAUCUUCGUCAAAACCCUCACAGGCAAGACCAUCACCCUUGAGGUUGAGCCAAGCGACACCAUUGAGAACGUCAAGGCCAAGAUCCAGGACAAAGAAGGCAUUCCCCCUGACCAGCAGAGGUUGAUCUUUGCUGGCAAACAGCUGGAAGAUGGUCGCACUCUGUCCGACUACAACAUCCAGAAAGAGUCCACCCUGCAUCUUGUGCUGCGUCUCAGGGGAGGCAUGCAGAUCUUCGUCAAAACCCUCACAGGCAAGACCAUCACCCUUGAGGUUGAGCCAAGCGACACCAUUGAGAACGUCAAGGCCAAGAUCCAGGACAAAGAAGGCAUUCCCCCUGACCAGCAGAGGUUGAUCUUUGCUGGCAAACAGCUGGAAGAUGGUCGCACUCUGUCCGACUACAACAUCCAGAAAGAGUCCACCCUGCAUCUUGUGCUGCGUCUCAGGGGAGGCAUGCAGAUCUUCGUCAAAACCCUCACAGGCAAGACCAUCACCCUUGAGGUUGAGCCAAGCGACACCAUUGAGAACGUCAAGGCCAAGAUCCAGGACAAAGAAGGCAUUCCCCCUGACCAGCAGAGGUUGAUCUUUGCUGGCAAACAGCUGGAAGAUGGUCGCACUCUGUCCGACUACAACAUCCAGAAAGAGUCCACCCUGCAUCUUGUGCUGCGUCUCAGGGGAGGCAUGCAGAUCUUCGUCAAAACCCUCACAGGCAAGACCAUCACCCUUGAGGUUGAGCCAAGCGACACCAUUGAGAACGUCAAGGCCAAGAUCCAGGACAAAGAAGGCAUUCCCCCUGACCAGCAGAGGUUGAUCUUUGCUGGCAAACAGCUGGAAGAUGGUCGCACUCUGUCCGACUACAACAUCCAGAAAGAGUCCACCCUGCAUCUUGUGCUGCGUCUCAGGGGAGGCAUGCAGAUCUUCGUCAAAACCCUCACAGGCAAGACCAUCACCCUUGAGGUUGAGCCAAGCGACACCAUUGAGAACGUCAAGGCCAAGAUCCAGGACAAAGAAGGCAUUCCCCCUGACCAGCAGAGGUUGAUCUUUGCUGGCAAACAGCUGGAAGAUGGUCGCACUCUGUCCGACUACAACAUCCAGAAAGAGUCCACCCUGCAUCUUGUGCUGCGUCUCAGGGGAGGCAUGCAGAUCUUCGUCAAAACCCUCACAGGCAAGACCAUCACCCUUGAGGUUGAGCCAAGCGACACCAUUGAGAACGUCAAGGCCAAGAUCCAGGACAAAGAAGGCAUUCCCCCUGACCAGCAGAGGUUGAUCUUUGCUGGCAAACAGCUGGAAGAUGGUCGCACUCUGUCCGACUACAACAUCCAGAAAGAAUCCACCCUGCAUCUUGUGCUGCGUCUCAGGGGAGGCCAUAUUUAAGUUAAUUGUCCAUCUCAGGGAAGGACUUUUAGUAAUCUUUCAAGUCUGCCCAGCUCACAAGCACACUCCACUUUUUUUUUUUAUUUAACCCCCUCUUACCUCCACUACUUUUUCUUAUCACUGAACCGUAUAACUUUUACUAUUUCACCUUUUUUUUUUAUUCUUGAAAUGUCAAAAUAAAAGCAUUGAAACGAGA